This is a messenger RNA of Physella acuta, 833 nucleotides long. RefSeq names its product lectin BRA-3-like. NCBI's taxonomy places the organism in Eukaryota, Metazoa, Mollusca, Gastropoda, Physidae. The record is from RefSeq and is a predicted model, not a curated record.
AAAAUGUGGAGCCCUCAUUGGUGUAGGGUGUAGUGUGCGGCAGUAGACGUUGACAUCAGCUUGCCCGGUUUUGAAAGAACUAUAGACUUGAUUUGAAUCCUAAACUGUACAAUGUUGGUUGUGUUCAUUAUUAUCACGACAUUUGUGUCAUGUGCAGCUCAGAUACAGUGUCCAACAAAUGAAUACCAAAUCUACAAUGGACAAUGCUAUCAUAGCGGGUCUACUGGUAACUGGAGUCAUGCGCAAGCGUAUUGCGCAACCUUCGGUCUUUCAGUGAUGGGUUUCAGAUCGAUUGCUGACAUGUCAAAUUUUCUCAAUACUGAUGCUAACACAAUUUGGGUCGGCGCCACGGAUAUCGCUAACGAAGGGGUGUUUGUAUGGGACGACACACGUCAACCAAUCACUGUGGACUUUCAGAACAUCGUUGACAUGUCUUCAAAUACAGAUAGUAACGAUUGUCUGAUUGCUGAAUUAGGACAAACUAUUCAAGUCUAUGCUACAGAUUGUGUAGCUACAGUAGCUGGUUCUAAAUGCAUGGGAGAAUUAUAUUCUGAAGGAACUACCACCCCACAAGAUACUACAACUCCCAGCACCACUAAGAGAACAAAAAAACCGUGCAAGAAAGGCUAAGAAGGCAAAAGUUCACAGAGAAGUUAUGCUUGCCCCUGGAAAUCAUGGAAAUCAACAUCUAUUUAUGCAUUUGGACGUCAUGAAAUUUCAAAUUUAAAAACAAAAAAUUUCUUCUAUCUUCAUGGCAUAAACCUUUGUAAUUUUCACUCCUCUAAAAUCUGAAUACCUUAAAUAGAAAUUUAAAAUAAAUGAGUCUGAAAAUA